AUGAGUUCAGUUCAGUAUGAUGCUAUCGUUAUUGGUGCAGGGGUCAUGGGUCCUACCAUUGCAACUGCCUUUGCUAGACAAGGAAGAAAGGUCUUAAUUGUGGAAAGAGACUGGUCCAAACCAGAUAGAAUUGUUGGGGAGUUGAUGCAGCCGGCUGGUAUCAAGGCAUUAAGAGAAUUGGGAAUGAUCAAAGCAAUUAAUAACAUUAGGGCUGUUGAUUGCACUGGGUAUUAUGUCAAAUAUUAUGAUGAGACCCUUACUAUCCCAUAUCCAUUGAAAAAGGAUGCCUGUAUCACUAAUCCCAUGAAGCCAGUUCCUGAUGCUGUUGAUGGUGAAAAUGAUAAAUUAGACAGUGAUUCCACAUUGAAUGUUGAGGAUUGGGAUUUCGAUGAGAGAGUUCGUGGGGCUGCAUUUCACCAUGGAGAUUUUCUUAUGAAUUUAAGACAAAUCUGUCGUGAUGAACCAAAUGUUACUGCUGUUGAAGCAACAGUGACAAAAAUUUUACGUGAUCCUCUGGAUCCAAACACAGUUAUUGGUGUUGAAACAAAGCAGCCCAGUGGUACUGUUGAUUAUCAUGCAAAGUUAACAAUUUGUUGUGACGGUAUCUACUCCAAAUUCAGAAAGGAAUUAAGUCCAACUAAUGUUCCAACCAUUGGUUCUUACUUUAUUGGGUUGUAUUUGAGAAAUGCUGAAUUACCAGCCAAGGGCAAAGGUCAUGUGUUAUUGGGUGCACAUGCACCUGCAUUGAUUUAUUCAGUGUCUCCUACUGAAACACGUGUAUUGUGUGUUUAUGUUUCAUCAAAGCCUCCUUCUGCUGCUAAUGAUGCCGUUUAUAAGUAUUUGAGAGAUAAUAUUUUGCCAGCAAUCCCUAAAGAGACUGUUCCUGCCUUUAAGGAAGCCCUUGAGGAAAGAAAGUUUAAAAUUAUGCCAAACCAGUAUCUUUCUGCUAUGAAACAAGGUAGUGAAAACCAUAGAGGGUUUAUAUUAUUAGGUGAUUCUUUAAAUAUGAGACAUCCAUUAACGGGAGGUGGUAUGACAGUUGGUUUAAGUGAUACUGUAUUAUUAGCAAAAUUGUUGCAUCCUAAAUUUGUUGAGGAUUUUGGCGAUCACCAAUUGAUUUCUCAAAGAUUAAAGACAUUCCAUAGAAAGAGAAAGAAUUUGGAUGCUGUUAUCAACACAUUAUCUAUUUCAUUAUACUCUUUGUUUGCUGCUGAUAAGAAACCUUUGAGAAUAUUAAGAAAUGGUUGUUUUAAAUAUUUCCAAAGAGGCGGAGAAUGUAUCAAUGGGCCAAUUGGAUUAUUGAGUGGUAUGUUACCAUUCCCAAUGUUGCUAUUCAACCAUUUUUUCAGUGUUGCCCUCUAUUCAAUUUAUGUGAAUUUCAUGGAAAGAGGACUUUUGGGAUUCCCAUUGGCAUUAUUUGAGGCAUUUGAAGUGUUGUUCACUGCAAUUGUAAUCUUUACUCCAUAUUUAUGGAACGAAAUUGUCAGAUAG
Messenger RNA from Candida dubliniensis CD36, 1491 nucleotides. It is a transcript of the gene ERG1, whose product is annotated as squalene monooxygenase. Lineage: Eukaryota; Fungi; Ascomycota; Pichiomycetes; Serinales; Debaryomycetaceae. Gene Ontology annotation, biological process: ergosterol biosynthetic process; fatty acid metabolic process. Gene Ontology annotation, molecular function: squalene monooxygenase activity; NAD+ binding; flavin adenine dinucleotide binding. The record is from RefSeq and is a predicted model, not a curated record. Gene Ontology annotation, cellular component: membrane; endoplasmic reticulum. The transcript has a single exon. The coding region runs from base 1 to 1491 and encodes 496 amino acids.